UUUUCAGUUCUUCAAACUCAAGUUCAUCUGUGUAUACUGUGCAACUGUAAUAAAUAUUAUAGAACAGUUCAACAAGUAGUUGUCACUUUAUAUAUCGACAUCCUACAUUCGUGACCCCGACAACAAAAUAUAUUUCGUCAAUAAACAAGUGGUAGAAGACUGUAUAAGUGAAAUUUGUAAGACAUUUUACGUGAAGAAUGGCAGAUAACGAGCAGAAAGCUAUGCAGUUGAUGGCAGAAGCAGAAAAGAAAUUAAAUUCGUUGAUAGGCUUUUUUGGAUCAUUAUUUGGUGGAUCUUCGAAAGUGGAAGAGGCGAUGGAAUGUUAUCAACGAGCAGCAAAUAUGUUUAAAAUGGCAAAAAAAUGGGGUGCAGCAGGAAAUGCCUUCUGUGAAGCAGCUUCUCUCCAUGCAAAAGCAGGAAACAAACAUGAUGCAGCAACCAAUUAUGUGGAUGCUGCAAAUUGCUUUAAGAAGUCUGAUCCUAACGAGGCUGUGAACAGCUUGUUGAAAGUUAUUGAGAUCUAUACAGACAUGGGGAGAUUCACAAUGGUAGCAAAACACCAUCAGUCAAUUGCAGAAUUAUAUGAAACAGAAGCUGUAGACCUUGAUCGUGCUGUACAACAUUAUGAACAGGCUGCUGAUUACUUCAAGGGAGAAGAAAGCAAUUCAUCAGCCAACAAAUGCAUGCUGAAAGUUGCUCAGUAUGCAGCACAACUUGAAAACUAUGAUAAGGCAAUACAGAUAUAUGAACAGGUGGCAUUUUCAUCUUUGGAAAGUUCUCUCCUGAAGUACAGUUGCAAGGGAUACUUUUUCCGGGCAGCCCUCUGUCACUUAUGUGUGGAUGUCCUGAAUGCUCAGCAUGCCUUGGAGCAUUACCAGGAAUUAUAUCCAGCCUUUCAGGAUUCACGAGAAUAUAAGCUGCUCAGGGUAUUGAUUGAUCACAUGGAGGAGCAGAAUGUGGAUGGUUUCACUGAAGCAGUGAAGGAUUAUGACUCAAUUUCACGGCUAGACCAGUGGUAUACAACUAUACUGUUACGCAUAAAGAAACGGGUCGAGGACAAUCCUGAUCUUUGUUGAACUUCCUCUGUUGUCAUGGACGCAGCCUUGACAUCAACGAGCUUUGUUGUCCUAUGAACACAUUGUCACACUUCCCACAAACCAAUAUGAAACAAUGAAAAUCAUAACAGUACAGUCUCUUAAUAAUAGACAUAUUAUUUUCCAGUUAAAAAAAAGCUGAUUACAUUAAUUACAACUUCACAUUUUCUUUGUUGCAUCUGCAUAUUAGGAAAUAAGUAAUCUAGUUUCAUAUUUGGGAUCUUUGGUUGUGUUACAUGCUGCAACACAUUUAAGGAACUGAGUGAAUGGGAGCAAGAUCUCCCAAUCACAUAAUUUCCUUUAAGGAGGAUAAAAAUUAUUUACAUCUGUUUUCCAUUUUGUCCAAUAUGUACGAGUAAAUGUUUUGUUAAUAUCGUUCCUAAUAAAGAAAGAUAAUUAUUCCAGUAUACAGAGUAUAUGGAUGCA
Cryptotermes secundus is the source of this 1520-nucleotide messenger RNA. Its product is annotated as alpha-soluble NSF attachment protein. The record is from RefSeq and is a predicted model, not a curated record. Gene Ontology annotation, molecular function: soluble NSF attachment protein activity; syntaxin binding. NCBI's taxonomy places the organism in Eukaryota, Metazoa, Arthropoda, Insecta, Blattodea, Kalotermitidae. The transcript has a single exon. Gene Ontology annotation, cellular component: SNARE complex; vacuolar membrane. Gene Ontology annotation, biological process: SNARE complex disassembly; intracellular protein transport. Bases 198 to 1076 code for a protein of 292 amino acids.